This is a messenger RNA of Eutrema salsugineum, 1098 nucleotides long. Its product is annotated as F-box protein DOR. The record is from RefSeq and is a predicted model, not a curated record. NCBI's taxonomy places the organism in Eukaryota, Viridiplantae, Streptophyta, Magnoliopsida, Brassicales, Brassicaceae. Gene Ontology annotation, molecular function: protein binding. The coding region runs from base 1 to 1098 and encodes 365 amino acids. The transcript has a single exon.
AUGUCUGGAGUAGGUCGUUCCAUCCCAAGAGAUCUUGUCAUUGAGAUUCUCUCGAGAUUGCCUGUGAAAUCCAUCGCAAGGUUUCGGUGCGUUUCGAAGCGAUGGGCUUCGACUCUCUACCAUCCAGACUUCACGGAUCUGUUCCUGAAAAAGUCUUUGGCUCGUCCUCGUCUUUUCUUCGUCGUCAAACUCAGAGGUAAGUUUGUCUUCUUCUCGACACCUCUACCUCUAAAUCCAGACCAAAACUCGUCGUCUCCUUUAGUUGCCGAUCUUCACAUGAGUUUCUCCACGGAAGAUUCUUAUUCCGGGGUUACUCCUCCUGUCUGCGGAUGGCUAUGUAGUAAAGUUAAGAAUCCAGUGAUGUGUAACCCUAGCACUGGACAGUUCAUAACUUUACCCAAAGUGACGUUGACGGGAACUGUGCAUACCUAUUUGGGGUAUGAUCCGAUCAACAAACUAUUCAAGGUACUGUGCGUGUCCGAGGAUGGUUGUCGAGUUUUGACGUUUGGAAAUGGAGACAUGUCAUGGAGAAUGAUCGAUUGUCCGAUUCCCCAUUCCCCUUUACGUAAUGAGAUAUGCAUCAAUGGAGUUUUGUACUAUGCGGCUGCAUCAACCGUAGAGGGCAUGCCGCCUUAUCUGAUAGUUUGCUUUGAUGUUAGGUUUGAAAAUUUCACGUUUCUAGUUGUGAACAUUAAGAUUUGGAAUUCAAAUCUGAUCAAUUGCAAUGGAAAAUUGGGAGCAGUUCUCCCUGAUUCCUUCUUUUGCUUCACUCGACGUAGUACAAGUCUUCAACUGUGGGUUCUUGAAGAUGUCGAGAAUCAGAAGUGGUCGAAGCAUAGCCAUGUAUUUCCGCCUUUGUGGAGGGAUAUUGUUGGGGAGCUUAACAUUGUUGGGAUGACUGGUACAGGUGAAUUUGUGUUUGCCCCAAACGCUCAACUCAACCCCUACAUUUUCUUCUACAAUGUGGUGAGGAACACUGUCAGAAGAGUAAGAGUCCAAAUCCAGUUAGGAGCUUUAGCUUCUAAGUAUGGCAAGAUCUACACAUUUGUGGACCAUGUUCAAGAUGUGAAGCUUAUGGAAGCGCCUAGGAGUUCAUAG